Messenger RNA from Pecten maximus, 474 nucleotides. RefSeq names its product microtubule-associated protein 4-like. The transcript has a single exon. The coding region runs from base 1 to 474 and encodes 157 amino acids. The record is from RefSeq and is a predicted model, not a curated record. NCBI's taxonomy places the organism in Eukaryota, Metazoa, Mollusca, Bivalvia, Pectinida, Pectinidae.
AUGUUGCCUGAGGGUGAUGUCACAUUGCCCAAGGAUUGUUCUAUGUUGUCUGAGGGUGAUGUCAUUUUGACCAAGGAUUGUUCUAUGUUGUCUGAGGGUGAUGUCACAUUGACCAAGGAUUGUACUAUGUUGUCUGAGGGUGAUGCCACAUUGACCAAGGAUUGUUCUAUGUUGUCUGAGGAUGAUGUCACAUUGACCAAGGAUCGUUCUAUGUUGUCUGAGGAUGAUGUCACAUUGACCAAGGAUUGUUCUAUGUUGUCUGAGGAUGAUGUCACAUUGACCAAAGAUUGUUCUAUGUUGUCUGAGGGUGAUGUCACAUUGACCAAAGAUUGUUCUAUGUUGUCUGAGAAUGAUGUCACAUUGCCCAAGGAUUGUUCUAUGUUGUCUGAGGGUGAUGUCACAUUGACCAAGGAUUGUUCUAUGUUGUCUGAGGAUGAUGUCACAUUGCCCAAGGAUUGUACAAUGUUACCCUAG